GUAGAACUUUCCAGUCUUGUGAAAAGAUACGGGAAUAUUUGCUGUGAAAUUCUGAAAUCUGGUUUGGCGAAGUGUUGUCAUUCAGGAGAGGGGUAUCAGGCAGUACACCUCUAGUAGUGGUUUAUCUUGGCAUGCUAAAGUCCAGUUUGCACGAUGUCAAGAAAAUAUGGGAUGUAUCAAAUCAAAAACGAAAGACCCAACAUCUUCGGUUGAAAACGAUUUCAAGAACUAUCCAGUACGUAAAUCUGAACGAACUAUUUAUGUACCAGACCCAACGUCCAAUAAGCAGCAAAGGCCACCACAAAAUGCAGGAAGUCUAUUACCUGGGCAAAGGCUUCAAAAUACAGCAGCCGCAGAGGAGUCUGGGAAUAUAGUGGUAGCUUUAUAUCCGUAUCAAGGGAUCCAUCAAGAUGACUUAUCUUUUAAGAAAGGAGAAAAAAUGAAAAUACUUGAAGAACAUGGAGAAUGGUGGAAAGCAAAGUCCUUAUCCACCAAAAAAGAAGGAUACAUUCCGAGCAACUACGUAGCCAAAGUUAACACGCUAGAGACAGAAGAAUGGUUUUUCAAAGACAUAACAAGAAAAGAUGCAGAAAGACAGCUAUUGGCCCCAGGGAAUUCUCCCGGGGCAUUUCUCAUCAGAGAGAGCGAAACCCUCAAAGGUAGCUACUCCUUGUCAAUAAGGGACUUUGAUGCAAAGAAUGGUGAUGUCAUCAAGCACUACAAAAUCCGGACUCUUGACAAUGGCGGAUUUUAUAUUUCCCCCAGGAUUACAUUCCCGUGCAUCAGUGACAUGAUCCAGCAUUACCAAAAACAAGCAGAUGGCUUGUGCAGGAAAUUGGACAAACCGUGUUAUAGCCCUAAACCACAAAAACCAUGGGAUAAAGAUGCUUGGGAAAUUCCUAGAGAAUCUAUUAAACUAGUGAAGAAACUUGGCGCUGGACAGUUUGGUGAAGUCUGGAUGGGUUUCUACAAUAACAAUCAAAAAAUCGCAGUUAAAACCCUCAAGCCAGGAUCCAUGUCCGGAGAAGCAUUCAUGGAGGAAGCCAACUUGAUGAAGACGCUCCAGCAUGACAAACUAGUGAGACUUUAUGCCGUGGUCACCAAAGAUGAACCCAUUUAUAUUAUUACUGAAUAUAUGGCAAAGGGAAGCCUGCUAGAUUUCCUCAAGAGUGAUGAAGGGUCUAAAGUAAUUCUUCCGAAGCUGAUUGACUUCUCUGCACAGAUUGCAGAAGGUAUGGCCUACAUAGAAAGAAAGAAUUACAUCCACCGUGAUCUGAGGGCAGCCAACGUGCUGGUUUCUGAGUCUCUAACGUGCAAAAUAGCGGACUUUGGUCUGGCCCGAGUUAUUGAAGAUAAUGAAUAUACAGCAAGAGAAGGAGCUAAAUUCCCUAUCAAAUGGACAUCCCCAGAAGCGAUCAACUUUGGCUCAUUCACUAUAAAGUCAGAUGUGUGGUCAUUUGGAAUCCUGCUGUAUGAAAUUAUAACAUAUGGAAAGAUACCAUAUCCAGGGAUGAGCAAUGCAGAUGUGAUGUCUGCCCUCCAGCGCGGUUAUCGAUUGCCACGCGUAGAAAGCUGCCCUGAAGAACUGUACGAGAUCAUGAAACAAUGCUGGAGGGAGAAAGCUGAAGAGAGGCCCACAUUCGACUACUUGCAAAGUGUCUUGGAUGACUUCUACACAGCAACAGAAGUACAAUAUCAACAGCAGCCAUAGAACAUGGACACGUCCUCUAGUUACUGUGUGCAGAUACUGAUGGCGCGGGCUGGAGAUUCCCUCCCUUGCUGUACACCCGCCUCCAGGAGCGAACUGUUCUUUUACAAUGACUUGUCUGGUCUCUGAAGCUUUAGAGGGUACAAGGGUGUCUGCGACCGUCGGCAUCAGAUUCUUACACUGUGUGUAAAUAAUGGACUAUGUUUCUUUUUUUCUCCCUGUAUUUAAUAUAUA
Messenger RNA from Hyla sarda, 1942 nucleotides. RefSeq names its product LYN proto-oncogene, Src family tyrosine kinase (gene LYN). The record is from RefSeq and is a predicted model, not a curated record. NCBI's taxonomy places the organism in Eukaryota, Metazoa, Chordata, Amphibia, Anura, Hylidae. The transcript has 14 exons. Gene Ontology annotation, biological process: protein phosphorylation; cell surface receptor protein tyrosine kinase signaling pathway; innate immune response. Gene Ontology annotation, molecular function: non-membrane spanning protein tyrosine kinase activity; ATP binding; signaling receptor binding. The coding region runs from base 167 to 1711 and encodes 514 amino acids. Gene Ontology annotation, cellular component: extrinsic component of cytoplasmic side of plasma membrane.